CAUAGUGAUGAGUCAAGGAAACUGAUAAUUUUCAUGUGUGUAUACAUUAUACAUAAAUAUUUCCUAAGAAAGAAGUGAAAGGUUAAAAACAAACUGACUUGUUUCCAGUUACAUUUUCCAAGAAUCAGCUGUUUUGGCUGCAUCGCCGUAAUAAAGGGCGACAACUGGCCCAACUGUAUCGGUACCGUUCAAUAUUCCCUAGAAGAAGCUGCCAUCAUCUGCGUGACAACAUAUACAAACAGUUGAGCUGCUCGGUACGGAGAGAGACUUGUCGGAAUCUAUUUUUAUCAUUUAUUUACGUUUAGCUUUCGCUCCCCACGAGCAUUUUAAGCAAAUCUCAACCAAGGAACCACUAACAGUAGCUAUCUGAACUUGAACUUGGUAGGACAUAUAAUACUUGGGGCCCAUUCGUAAAGAUCGCGAGCCCCCAAUCAGUUCCCCGAGGAACAUGAAUACAAACAAUAUCAAUGGAACCGUGGACGGAGAAAACGUCGUCGAGUUUUCAACACUUGAUUCCAAAGUACAGGAACUAAUCAACGCAGCUAUCAAGGGACGCAACAAUGCCUACUGUCCGUACAGUAACUUUGCCGUCGGGGCAGCUCUGAGGACCAAUACUGGGGAAGUAUUUACGGGAUGCAACGUGGAAAACGGGUGCUAUGGCCCAAGUGUCUGUGCGGAACGAACGGCCAUUUGCAAAGCAGUGAGCGAGGGGUAUCGAAAUUAUGUGGCCAUCGCCGUGGUUGCUUACCAGGAGUCGCAGUUCACCACACCAUGUGGAGUCUGUCGGCAAACAAUAUCGGAAUUUUGUGGCGACCAGGACAUCCCGAUCUACGUGGCCAAGCCAUCGCCCGCCAGGGUGCUGGUAACGUCUUUACAUAAACUGCUGCCACAUGCUUUUGUUGCGACCUUCAUUGACAAAUGAGAUUCGGCAAGUGGGUCCGAAAUGAUAGCACCGAGAGGUGUGAAAAGGAAGGACGCCGGCUAAGAGGCAAUAUAACUUAUAUGGUUCAUAAUUCUUCAGUAAUCAUGUGAUUAUUUACGUUUUAACUUUAUGGCUUUGGUGUGAAAUGUAUGCUCUAGAGAUUUACACUUUAAAACUGUGGAUACGACAAUUAAGACAAUUUGGCUUUUCUAGAUAAGAUAGGAAAGGUAUGGGUGAUGUGUUUCAAAAUCCAAAUAAAACGCACCAUGAGGCUAGUUUGUUCGACCAUUUAGAACACGAUAUUGUAGAUCAGUUAGAGUAAUGUAGUGAAAAACUUGAUGACGAGAAUAUAAAACACAAUUGAUGUGAAAAAAACAA
Messenger RNA from Uranotaenia lowii, 1300 nucleotides. RefSeq names its product cytidine deaminase-like. The record is from RefSeq and is a predicted model, not a curated record. The transcript has 3 exons. Bases 449 to 922 code for a protein of 157 amino acids. Gene Ontology annotation, molecular function: zinc ion binding; cytidine deaminase activity. Lineage: Eukaryota; Metazoa; Arthropoda; Insecta; Diptera; Culicidae. Gene Ontology annotation, cellular component: cytosol.